CCCUGCUUGGACGGGGCGCCAAGCCCACUAUGCCAAGUUUGUCUUAGCCUCACCUGGUCGCCCCAUCCCGCAUUUGGAACAAACCGCCAGUAGUUAAAUCCCAGCCCAGCCCAGCCAGCUACCUCACCAUUCCAUCAUUCCAAGGUUCAAGGGGGUGAGGAAGUCUGCGAUAUAGCUUCAGAGAGCUCCAGGUCAGCCUGCAGUAUACUUGUCAUUUACAUAUCCGCCUUUCGAGAGCCCAGGCGCAGGCAUUCAACACACAUGGACAAAGCAGCGUCGCACUCACUACCAACCUCCAUCGGGCAACAUCUCGACGCGAAGCGCACUGCUGUUGAAGAACCAAAUAACGCCCCAGACCCUAAAAGAAUCAAAAGCUUUCAUGAUGGGUCGACAGAACCGGAGUCUAAAACUCCGGCUAUGAGGACGGUGCCUUUCCCGGAGAAGUUUUGGAAGAACGAAAUGGCGAGAUCGAGUUCCGAGUUGUCAACAAUGACGGCUCAAGAGAGAGUACAAUCAUCCUUACAGGUCUCAAAUGCCUGUUUCAAAAACAACUUCCCAAAAUGCCCAAGGACUAUGUCGCGCGUCUUGUCUACGAUCGCGCACAUCUCUCCAUGGCCAUCGUCAAAAUGCCUCUGGAAGUCAUUGGCGGAAUAACAUUCCGGGAAUUCCGUGACCGCGGGUUUGCCGAAAUCGUGUUCUGCGCCGUCUCGUCGCACCAGCAGGUGAAAGGAUACGGCGCGCAUCUCAUGUUCCAUUUGAAAGAUUACGUCAGAGCUACUGGGCCGGUGAUGCAUUUUCUAACCUACGCCGAUAACUAUGCCACGGGCUAUUUUCAAAAACAGGGGUUUACCAAAGAGAUCACGCUCGACAGGUCCAUCUGGAUGGGGUACAUCAAGGACUAUGAAGGGGGCACGCUCAUGCAGUGCUCCAUGCUUCCCCGAGUACGCUAUCUCGAAGUCGGCCGCAUGAUUCUCAAACAGAAGGAAGCCGUCCUCGCCAAAAUGCGCACCUUCAGCGAAAGCCACAUCAUCCACCCCCCGCCUCCGCAAUGGGCCAACGGCCUCACUGUCACGUCCAUCGACCCACUCUCCAUCCCCGCCAUUCGCGCAACGGGCUGGUCGCCAGACAUGGACAAGUUAGCCCGCGAACCGCGCCACGGCCGCCAUUUCAACGAACUGCGGCGUUUUCUGAAUGAAAUCCAGAACCACAAACAGGCAUGGCCGUUCCUCGUUCCGGUGAACAGGGAUGAGGUCCCCGACUAUUACAAUGUUAUUUCCUCGCCGAUGGACCUGUCGACUAUGGAAGAGAGAUUGGAGUGCGAUUCUUAUACGACUCCGAAAGACCUUGUUGCUGAUCUGAAGUUGAUUUUUAGCAAUUGUCGCCAGUACAAUGAUGCGAGUACAGUGUAUGCUAAGUGCGCUGUCAAACUGGAGAAGUACAUGUGGAGUUUGAUCAAGAAGAUUCCGGAGUGGGCUGACUUACUUGAAGAUUGAUUGGUUCUUGUGCGUCCUGUUUCUUUUGGGGUUAGGUCUGUUAUUGAGCGAAACGUUUUACAUGGGAUUGCGAGUUAGUCUGGGGUGGCACUGGGUUCACGUACUGCUGGCGAGAAUAUGCUGAGUCUUUUGGAGUUCAGCUCAUGACAGCGCCGGCGCUGGGUCUUAUUGUCUUGCAUUUUACAAUUUUGGGUUGGGUUCAGGGCUUUUUUGAAUAAGGAUGAUACCACAGGCGAUCCCUACUACUAUUAUACCUCUCUCUAGGGCACUUUGUCAGCUUAAUACUUCGAAUUUUUAUCUCUUAGCACUUAUACCCUCUCAAUGGGCAUCGCUGACACAACACUCAACCAUGACUAGAUUCAACUAUAGUCGCGCCCCCUAUCUUUCCUUUCUGUACCUGGCCAAGCUAAGCCGUGGAGUCAAGUUUCUUUUUCACUGGCAUUCAUACAUUCCUUCCAUCCUGGCAGACCUGGCUACCUAUUGGCGUAUCAGCACUGGCAGCUGAACACCAAGGCUAGUGGGCGAAGUGAGCGGGCAGUAGAUGCUCUAAUGCUACGUGAGGUGGGGGAAUGAGAGGUACCUAGGUAAUCGACGAAACACUUGCAGCGAUGCGAAAAGCUGUCGAUGAACUCGAAUCUCUUCAUGCAACAUGACAGCCCCCAUCUAUCUAAUUAAGAUGCAAAACGUUUAUUACUUCAAAAUUAAAGCGCUGCUUUGAGUGAUAGAUAGCUACAGAGAAACGGGAGACUUGCUUGAUAGAAUAAAAAGGGUAGAAAAAAGAAGACCUCAUCUUUCUUUGUUGAUUCUUCUUAAAUGAAUGAGUAUAGCUAAGAUCUCUGGGUAUAGGUACUGUAUCUCCACUCUGGCUUGAGCAUUGUAUACAAAGCAAAAUAAGAAAACAAAAACAAUAAUAAUAACUACUACUGCACCAGCAGCAAAGUAAUACAAAAUCAAAGAAAAUAUUCCAACGUCGAUAUCCAAACGGCCAGGGUUAAACAAAAUUGACGAGAGCGAUCUAGGCCGAUAUGUUGAAUAAGGAGUUCGGUGGGGCGGAGGUUAGACAGAGUGCGUGGA
Molecule: messenger RNA, 2567 nt
Organism: Blastomyces dermatitidis ER-3
Lineage: Eukaryota; Fungi; Ascomycota; Eurotiomycetes; Onygenales; Ajellomycetaceae
Product: histone acetyltransferase, variant
Exons: 2
Coding region: 561-1493 (310 amino acids)
Biological process (GO): positive regulation of transcription by RNA polymerase II; chromatin remodeling
Cellular component (GO): histone acetyltransferase complex
Molecular function (GO): histone H3 acetyltransferase activity; protein binding
Source: RefSeq, a predicted model, not a curated record